Messenger RNA from Eutrema salsugineum, 804 nucleotides. RefSeq names its product putative cysteine-rich repeat secretory protein 21. Lineage: Eukaryota; Viridiplantae; Streptophyta; Magnoliopsida; Brassicales; Brassicaceae. The record is from RefSeq and is a predicted model, not a curated record.
AUGUACUCUUCAUCCUCUGUAUCAAAACGCUUCGUUUCCGUCUCCAUAUUGGCUGUGGUGGCCAUACCACUCGUCUUUAUGCGCAGUGUUUUGUCCCUGAGCCAGACCAUUGCAUUGAACCAGACCAAUGAAUAUCUACACCACAAAUGCAUUAACAGUCAAGGGACAUACAAUUCAGGAAGUCCAUACGAGGAAAGCCUAAACCGUGUAGUCCGUUCCAUCUCUAACGAUCUUCGCAGUGGUUUCGCCCACGCCUCUAAUGGAAACCCUCCAAAUACCGUCUUUGUAAAGCUUCAAUGCCGUGGUGACUCCUACUGGUCCAAGUGCCGGUCUUGCCUCUCCACCGCAUUCUCUGGGCUUGGUAGGAGAUGUCCAAAAAAUAAAGGGGGAAUAAUCUGGUAUGACAACUGCGUUCUCGAGAUUUCUUCGGUCAAUACCUUAGCAAAAAUUGAUUACCAGAACUACUUCUAUUUGUUCAACGCGAAGGAUAUGAGCGACAAUAUAGAUUCGUUCAACAAGAAUACAAAGGCUCUCCUAUAUAAACUGAAGGAGAAAGCCAAUAGUAAAGAAAAUAAUGCCGGCAAGGAUAACACCGUGUACGCUGCUGGGGAGAAUGUGUUCGGCACUAAGAAGUUGUACGCAAUGGUGCAAUGUAGGAAGGACUUAUCACCUGACGAGUGCAAUGUGUGUUUGAACUGGAUAUUGCCGAUGCUUCCCAAAUGUUGCAAUGGUAAACAAGGAGGAAGAGUUUUGAGCACGAGCUGUAAUUUUAGGUAUGAGCUUUACCCUUUUGUAAAGACUUAA